This is a messenger RNA of Peronospora matthiolae, 537 nucleotides long. Lineage: Eukaryota; Oomycota; Peronosporomycetes; Peronosporales; Peronosporaceae. The record is from the annotation of a GenBank genome assembly.
AUGCAGCCCACCCCACAGACGCAGAGUCUGCCCACGUGGGCGUCCGCGUAUUACAACGCCACCACCACUGCCACCAUGGAUACGUGCAAGCCGCUGGUCGCCGCCAUGAACGAUGAGGAUCCGAUGUACUUGUCCGGCGAGGAAACGGACUGCGACUCGGAGCGUAGCAGUGACACGCUGAGCCGCGAAGACCAGCAGGUCAUGACGAAAUUCAUUAAACUCCACCGCGAGCGCGCUCGUAAACAGGUCCCGGAUGCAGCAAUAGGGCACCCUGACGCCGUCCGUGCUACGCCCGUGCUGAUCCCCUUGCAGUCGCGCAAGUACGUGGCCACGUCUACAAAGCGAUGGCUUUGGGACGAUGACGAUGACGAUGAUGACCAUGACAACGAGGGGGGCGACGACUGUGCCCAGUGCGCGUGCUGCCAUCGCGAGAGCGUCGAGCGCUGGUCAGGCCCUCAGUUGUUGGUUCACGACCUCGUCGCCAAGGAGGCCAAAGAGCCCUCGCCGAGCGACCUCAUGUUCGACUUCGAGCUCUAG